UCUCAUGACCGGCCCUGUGUCCGCGAACCGGCGUCCCCGACCUGAUGUCACCGGAGGAGAGCCGACCUUGUGCGACGGUGGCGACGUCGGGAUCGCUGCUCCGGGGGGCUGGCGGCUCGAGGCCCUACAUUCCCUCCAUGUACACGCCUUCGUCUCGCAACCUGUUCGUCAAGGCGACCGCUUCAUCCCGUACAGAGGGUCGGUGCUGGAGCUGGACAUUGCACGCUACCUUCUGACGGAUCCGAGGAAGGGCAAGAAGAAUAACUCAAUAAGCCUGUUGGGGCAGCUGACCAUGGCCCGCACAGAGAGCAAACCGCCGCAGUCGCCAGUUUUGCAUGACCAGUUGCCUUUUCCAUGGAAUGAGCAGCCCGUGCCCGCCCGGAUUUGGCGCCAUCUCUCCUCUGGAUCAAGCUGCAUGCCACCUCCCACUGGUUGGGAGUCUGGCUGGCCACACGAUGUAGAACUGUAG
This is a messenger RNA of Lolium perenne, 469 nucleotides long. The record is from RefSeq and is a predicted model, not a curated record. NCBI's taxonomy places the organism in Eukaryota, Viridiplantae, Streptophyta, Magnoliopsida, Poales, Poaceae.